Molecule: messenger RNA, 1349 nt
Organism: Hordeum vulgare subsp. vulgare (domesticated barley)
Lineage: Eukaryota; Viridiplantae; Streptophyta; Magnoliopsida; Poales; Poaceae
Product: auxin-responsive protein SAUR71-like
Exons: 1
Coding region: 708-1031 (107 amino acids)
Biological process (GO): response to auxin
Source: RefSeq, a predicted model, not a curated record
UGCUGCGUGCCCACGUUCCUGUCGCUGCCUGUCGUCGACCGAGGCCAUGCCGGUUGCGGCGUCGCGCUCCCGGCGCUCGACACGUCCGCCUCCAGAUUGGGAAGCCAUGACGGGCCCUCUCCUGCCGGCCGGAGUGGCCGUUGUUGUGGAGUACCUGGGGCCGGCGACAGGUGCGCCCCCCACAUGCGCGCACAGUGCUCGCGUACCGGUCGAGGUAGACGGCCCUCGACGGAUUGUGCGGAGCGCACGUAGCCCGCCCGAGCGCUCCGGCACGCCGACGCUGCUGGACAAAGCAAAGCAUCUCGACGUGCGGCCUCCCACGUUUUUGUUACGAUUUUGAAAGAAACGGCAGAGAAAUGUGGGAGACACCGUGAAUUCCGCGCGCCCGAGCACCUGUCGAGCACGCACGAAAUAAUAAUCCCCCGACGAUCGAUCAGAAAAGGAGAGCGCACCGGACCACGCCCUGGCAUUGCCAUGGCAUGGCAGUGCCACUUGAGCUUGCGCCCCCGACCAGACAAACCCCACUGUGAUCCGGGGCCCAGGCAACCCUCCGCGGCGCUAUAAAUAAGCGCGGCGUGUCCGUGACCGUGCGUGUGUCCAGCUCCGCUCGCUCGCUGGUCAGCUCCACUCACUCACUCACCCGCGCGCGCACCGGCGGCAGCAGCCAGGGUCCCGAGUGGACGCGGCGGAGCGCGACGGCGGACGGGAUGAGGCACCUGAUCCGGCGGCUGUCACGCGUGGGCGACGACUCCUCGCCGCCCGCGUCGCCGUCGCCGAAGCGGCGCGGCGGGGGCGGGGGCGGGAGGGCAGCGGUGCCGGAGGGCCACGUGCCGGUGCACGUCGGGGACGGCAGCGAGGCGGAGCGGUUCCUGGUGCGAGCCGAGCUGCUGGGCCGGCCGGCGCUGGCGGAGCUCCUCGGGCGCGCGGCGCAGGAGUACGGGUACGACCACCAGGGCCCGCUCCGCAUCCCCUGCUGCUCCCCCGCCGCCUUCCGCCGCGCGCUCGCCUCCGUCGCCGCCGACUGCUGCUAGUGCCCGGCCUGGACCCAGCCCAGGCGCGGCCGGACUUUAGUAGCCCUUGCACCGAUGCACGGGCCGGCGGGAAGAUGGUUAAUUAGCUCUGGGUUCGGCCAUGUUUUAUUUUAUUUUUCGUUAGUAUUAUCAUCGUUCGGUGUACGAUGUAAUGUACCACCUGAAACGACGGGUAGUGUACGUAGCAGAGUAUACCACUGCCGGCAGUAGUUGUAGUACUCUGCAGAACUGGAAGGCCACCGGUUCAUGAUGGUGCAUUAUGUAGCAUGAAGAAAUGGCAGUGAGUCUAUGCAUGGCUAUCUUGCUCUGUUCAUGCAA